Messenger RNA from Drosophila kikkawai, 1011 nucleotides. RefSeq names its product target of Myb protein 1. NCBI's taxonomy places the organism in Eukaryota, Metazoa, Arthropoda, Insecta, Diptera, Drosophilidae. The record is from RefSeq and is a predicted model, not a curated record.
AUGGGCACUCCUCAUGUCUGCUUCGCCGAUGAGUUGCCGCCGCCGCAGCAGCAGCAGCAACAACACCAGCAGCAGCAGCAAGAAGAACACAAGACCGCCAGCAAUGGCAGCCUGAACAACAACCAUCAUAGUAGCCAGAGUCUGGUGACCAGCGGCAGCAAGCCGGAAGUGGGUUAUAUAGCCACCCCCUCGCCGGGCGGCAGCCUGAGCGUCUCGCCCACACCCCGGUACGAACGCAAUCUGGGCUUCUUUCGGCAGCUGAGCCGCCGCUUCGGCCUGAGGUCACAGGAUGACCUAGUUCAGUCGGAUGACGCAGCUCACGUUGCACCAUCGAGGAGCGGCGGAGCGGUAGCCGCUCUCCAGGAGGAGGACGCGCACAGUUCAUCGACCGACUCGUGCUCCUCGGGGCGUGGCCUCAACGCUCACCAGUCGACCGGGCGACUGGAGCUCAUGUCCAUGUCGUGUGCCUCCAGCGAGACGAGCAGCACGCUGGACAUCGAGGAGCAGCAGGAGCAGUUGCAACAGCAGCAACAACAGCAGCAGAAGCAACUGCAGUCCAAGAGGAAGCCGACGAGCCGGGCGAGUUUUUCGCGUCUGCACCGGCGCUCUACAUCCUCGCUGCGUCGCGCCUUCGAGAGCCUUUCGCUGACCUCGCGUUCGCUCUCCUGCAGCGGUCCAUCUCCGCCGCCACCCCCGGCGCCUUCAUCAACGCCUCCUGCAGCCGCAUUGCCCCUGAAGUCGGCUCUCAAGUCCGCCUCCAACGUAGAGCUGCACAGGCAGCAGCAGCAGCAGCAACAACAGCAGCACAUGCACCACCAUCUCCAGCCAGCGGGCAGGUCGUCAUCGUCGUCGUCAUCAACCUCCAGUUCGGCGUCCAAAGGCAAGGUGAAGCCGCCGCCGCAGAGGAUACUCCGUCAGCCCGUCUCCUACACAUAUCUCAAAGGCAUGUCCGGUCUGCCGACGCAGAGGGUGCCGCGCAGUUCCGUCUGUUGUCAAUAUGCCCGGCGCUAA